Molecule: messenger RNA, 9479 nt
Organism: Globicephala melas (long-finned pilot whale)
Lineage: Eukaryota; Metazoa; Chordata; Mammalia; Artiodactyla; Delphinidae
Gene: GGA3
Product: golgi associated, gamma adaptin ear containing, ARF binding protein 3
Biological process (GO): protein localization to cell surface; intracellular protein transport; Golgi to plasma membrane transport
Cellular component (GO): trans-Golgi network
Molecular function (GO): small GTPase binding; ubiquitin binding; phosphatidylinositol binding
Source: RefSeq, a predicted model, not a curated record
GCGCCUUCUCCCGCUCCCGCGAGCAGCGGCGUGAGCUCGGGUCCUGUCCCGUCCCCGCGGGCUCCGGGAAAGCGACAGCCAAGUGCUUCGGGCUGGCAUGCAUCGGCGCUUGGGGGAGACUGUAGUGGGGCCGCGCGCGGCUGAUUCCGGGCCCCCUGCGCCUCCCUGACGAAGGGAAAAGCUCCGGAUUUGGGCUGAAACUCCGGGAGCGAUAAAGCCACGAAUCCUUCCAACCGCCAGGAGGACUGGGAAUACAUAAUUGGCUUUUGUGAUCAGAUCAACAAAGAGCUUGAAGGGCCACAGAUCGCCGUCCGACUGCUGGCCCAUAAGAUCCAGUCUCCACAGGAAUGGGAGGCAGUCCAGGCCCUGACGGUGCUGGAGGCCUGCAUGAAGAACUGUGGGAGGAGAUUUCAUAACGAAGUGGGAAAGUUCCGGUUUUUGAAUGAGUUGAUCAAAGUCGUCUCUCCAAAGUACCUGGGGGACAGGGUGUCUGAGAAAGUGAAGACCAAGGUUAUUGAGCUGCUUUAUAGCUGGACGUUGGCGCUGCCGGAAGAAUCCAAGAUCAAGGAUGCCUACCACAUGUUGAAGAGACAGGGCAUUGUGCAGUCGGACCCGCUGAUCCCUAUGGACAGGACACUGAUCCCCUCUCCGCCACCUCGUCCCAAAAACCCUGUUUUUGAUGAUGAGGAGAAGUCCAAGCUUUUAGCCAAGUUGUUGAAAAGCAAAAACCCAGAUGACCUGCAGGAGGCCAACAAGCUCAUCAAGUCCAUGGUGAAGGAAGAUGAGGCGCGGAUCCAGAAGGUGACCAAGCGUCUGCACACUUUAGAGGAGGUUAAUAACAACGUCAAGCUGCUCGGCGAGAUGCUGCUUCAUUACAGCAAAGAGGAUUCUUCAGAGGCAGAUAAAGAGCUCAUGAAGGAGCUGUUUGAUCGGUGUGAGAGCAAGAGGCGGACGUUAUUCAAACUAGCCAGCGAGACAGAGGACAACGACAGCAGUUUAGGGGACAUCCUGCAGGCCAGUGACAACCUCUCCCGGGUCAUCAACUCUUAUAAAACAGUCGUUGAAGGGCAGGUCAUCAAUGGUGAGGUGGUCACCUCAGCCAUUCCUGACUCUGAAGGAAACCACCGUUCCAGUAACCAAGGCACUCUCAUUGACCUUGCCGAGCUGGAUGCGCCGAGCAGCUUGUCCCCAGUGCUGGCCCCUGUACCCCGCCCCUCGGGCAUCCCUAUCCUCCCUCCGCCCCCCCAGGCCUUGGGACCCGGGCGCAGCCACUCGUCCAGCCAGGCUGAGGCCCCGCCGGGACCCAGCAGCACAGGCCGCACCCUCAGCCUGCUGGACGAGGAGCUGCUCUGCUUGGGUCUCACCGACCCAGCCCCCUGUGCUCCUCCCAGAGAGUCAGCUGGAAACAGCCAGUGGCCCCUGUUCCAGAACGAACAGUCGAACCUGGACUUCUUCAGCCCCAAACCUGGAACUGGUGCCUGUAGCCUCUCAGAUGGGCCUCUCCUGCAGCCCUCAGCAGCCCCCGCAGGCAACUCCCAGGCCCCCGUGGUCCCAGCCAGCGUUCCAGCCCCCCCGGCCGGCUCCUUCUCAUUUUCCACCGGCCUGGCCCCAGCUUCGGCCCCCAAGGCUGAGCCUGCGGCCCCCGGGCACCAUGGUUCAGCUUUGGGCGACAGCACCGUGCGCCAGCUGGACGCCCUUGAUCAGCUUCUAGAAGAGGCCAAAGCGACCUCAGGCCUGGUGAAACCCGUCUCCUCUGGCUUCUUCGCUGGCGCUGCCACCUCCCCUCUGCUGCCCACCAGCACCUCAGCUAGACCUCUCCUCCCCUUCUCCACGGCGCCCGGCAGCCCUCUCUUCCAGCCACCUGCCUUCCAGUCCCAGGGCAGCCCCGUGCAGGGGCCCGAGCUCUCCCUGACCAGUGUCCAUGUCCCCCUGGAGUCUAUCAAGCCUAGCAGCGCCCUUCCUGUGACAGCCUAUGAUAAAAAUGGCUUCCGCAUCCUCUUCCAUUUUGCCAAGGAGUGUCCUCCAGGACGGCCUGACGUGCUGGUGGUGGUGGUGUCCAUGCUGAAUACGGCUCCCUUGCCUAUCAAGAGCAUCGUGCUGCAGGCUGCAGUGCCCAAGUCAAUGAAAGUGAAGUUGCAGCCACCCUCUGGGACAGAACUCUCCCCGUUUAGCCCCAUCCAGCCACCUGCAGCCAUCACCCAGGUCAUGCUGCUGGCCAAUCCACUGAAGGAGAAGGCGAGGCUUCGGUACAGGCUGACCUUCGCCUUGGGGGAGCAGCUGAGCACGGAGGUGGGGGAGGUGGACCAGUUCCCCCCUGUGGAGCAGUGGGGGAGCCUGUGACCCCAGAGGACACUGUCAUCUGCACUUUGGAGCCCAGGCAGGCUGCCCUGAGACGGGAGGCUCUCCAGGUCCAGCCCUUCUUCACGUCCUGACUGCAGUGCUUAAGAGCUUUGAUGUGGAACAGGGGGCCUGGGUAUUGCUUCCAGGAGCCGAGCAGCUGCUGUGAUGAUCUCUCCUCCUCUGGCCCCCUAAAAGGACCUGUUUUUAUCUACCUGUGUGACUUGAAGUGGCCACGUGCAUCAGGGGUGGGGAGUGGCCCCAGACUCUGCACCCCUGCCCUGGGAACAUGGACCCAGGGCUGGAGUAGGUUUUUCCCCUGUGUUGGCGUCCUUUGAUGCCACAGAGGGGGAGGUCUCCAAAGACAGACUCAGGGCCCUCCCUCAAGGACCACGUCCUCACAGCCCCAGAGGUCUCAGCUCCCCGUUGCUGCUCUGUGCUUCCCCUUGGCAGGCUCCUGCUCCCAUCUCCAGGGAGGUGGGCAAAGCCCAAUGGUCCUGAACGGCCCUGGGCCCAGAGUAAGGAGUUGGUAUGCUGCCAGAUCUCCAACCCUGCCCUCCAUGGGCAGCGUCAUCCUGGAGUGGCCACUGGAUAAUGAGUUGUGUGCUUGUCCCUGGUGGUGGCAGGCUGUGUCCUAUGGACAUCGCAGCAGGAUGAGGAACUCAACUCAAGCUAUUAGAAACAGUAGAACUUGGCCUCAUGGCAGCCUAAACUGCAGAUAGGAAGGAAAGAUGGAAGAGAACCAGUGUUUUCCUCCGGAAGCAGGUCCUCAGCACUUUCUGGGAGAAGUGUGCCUCCUGCUACGGGAGCAGGCCAUCCUACUCACUCACUACCUCUUGCUCCGCAUGAAAUAAACUGCUGUCCUGCCCUUCACGCCUCUGAAGGGGAGGACGACUCCCAGCGCCCUGUGUCCUCCUGCUUCAGCCUCCCCUGCCUCCCACCAGAUGGCCUGUGGUGUGGCACGUGACUGAUUGGGAACAGGAGGCCUCAGGGUCAGGCACGUUGCACUAGUUCUAUGUCCAUACCUGCUGCCCAGAAACCCUGUCCCCAGCCGCCCAGGGGCACUGUCAGCAAGAUGUUGGGUCUGGAGGUGGUGAGAUGAGGGGCCUUGCUUGAAUCGAGUCACCAGACCCUACUGCUUCAACAGUGCUCAGCCCAAGCUUCUGCACCCACUGGAUGGAACUGGGCCGGGGACUCUAGGCCUCAUGGGGCAACAGCAGAGUGAGAACCACCAGCUGGGGAAAGAGCGCACAGCUCACCUGAGCUCAGCUGGAUAGGCUCAGAGCCAUCUCUGGGGAAAGGUGGCACAAACCAUGUUCCCUGACCCCUCCCUGCUCCUUGCCAGGCUUCCUCACUCCAUCAACAUAGAGGUCAUCUCCCCUUCCCUCCCACUGUUGGCAAGCAGGUUUCACUGCUUCACUAGGACAGUCAAAAGUGAAUCAAUUUCACUACUUAAGGAAUAAAUCCAAGAGCUUUCCAGAGACGGGCUGCUGCAGCCCUGGGAAGGUCUGUGGGACUACAACAUGGAAAUGUACCUUUAUAAGCUUCAGACUUUAAAAUUAUUUAUGAGUGUUACUUGUUACUAUUGAGGUCACUGCUUCGUGACAAAAAACUCUACUGGAUAUAUCAACUGCUGCCCUUGUUCUGCUGCAUGUCAAAUAAACCAUUUUCACCCCAUUUGGAAUCCUCCUAAUACAGACACCAAUCGCCCCAGUGUGGGGGAAGGUGCCACUUACGAAUUCCAAAUGUAGACAGGUGGAUAUGCUGGCAUCACCUGAGGGCUGCUGCUGAAAGGUAAGGUUCCUAGACCGUUUUCUUUUUUAAAGAAGAUAACUGGAAAGUUAACAGAUGAUUGUGAGGUGAAGCCAAAUUUCAGAAGCACAAGUAAACCACUGAAUGCUCUUGUUCAAGUUUCUGCUUUCAAGCAGGAGGGCACUGCACUCACCGUAACUUCUGGGGGUGGCUUUUUCUCGAAGACAGCUACCUCAGGUUUACAGUGGUGGUAGAUAAAAACUCCCUAGAUGUAAGAACUGUAAGUUCUAUAAGAACUUGCCUUCUAUUUGCAAAAGAAAACAUUUAUUCUUCUAAAAACGUAUAUACAUUGCCUUACAAAGAUAACAUGUUGGAGCUGGCCUCAGGAACCUUCCAAUGAGCCUUCUUUUAUGAUUGACCGGGCAAGAUUCCGUGCAAGAGCAAGUCUCAGCAUUUCCACCUUGGUGGUCUCUACGUCAUCAUCCUAAAAGCAAAGAGCCUGCAUGAGGCACAGCAGGAAGUUUACCUUCUUUAUAGUUCCCAAGACUCUCUAAUCCAAAGGUAGAUAAAAGGCAUACAACAUUCAGUAGUAUCUUCCAGCAAGUUCUCAAUAUUAAAAGAUGGAGCUGCAUGCAAAGGACCACUGUGACUGACUGACAGGAAAGAAAAAACAGACGAGAACACUAGAAUCACCCCAUUUUCUCCUAAAAUAAGUUGGCGUGUCACAGUUACAGGUUAAGAGGUAUCUUAAGAGGCAUGUGAGUUUGUAAGGGGCCAACAUCUCGGGGUGGGGGUACACCUGAGCUAGAAGGAGCCUUUUCUCAUCUCCAUUGUGGUACCAACAAACUGGAAAAGCUCAACUGACCUGGAGUUGCUGGGCAUCAGGCUCUCCACGCACUGGUCUUCGUGAGGUCAAGUCCUCCAGACAUCUCAUCAGCUCGUAUGUUUGCUCUGCUGAAAAAAUCACCUAGGGGAGAGACGCUGCUUAGCUUAGCUGCUCCCCAGCCAAAGCCUGCAGUGGUUUGGGCACGGGCUCAAGCCGAGACAGCCUUUCUCGUAUCUCACUUGGAGAAGUGUGCUUUCUGUAUGCAACCCUGGGAGGGUAGAGCAGCCCCCCAUUCUCACUCCCAGCUCUUGUCAGGGUCCUGGGCUGAGCACUGUCAGUAGACAGAUGCCACAUUUCAAAUUAAGUAGUUUUUCUUGUGUAGCUAUGGAUAUCCAGAGUGGGCGCUAUAGGGGAAUACACGCAUGCAUGCGCACACGCACAGAAGAUCACUGUGGACUCAACCUGUACCUGUUUCUGUUCCAAAAGGGGCAAGGCAUCUGUUAGUAGUGUCAUCCAGAAAGUACGGGGGGCAAUCUGGGACGUCAUCAACGACAGGAGAAGAGAAGCAGCAUCAACGAAACGCUUCUCCCCAUAUAACCGGUGGAACUCGCGGUACUUUCCUGUUGAGAGCAGAGCACACUAAGUCACCUCUGACCCUAAACAAAAGAGACCCCAGGCCAGCCUUUCCACAGAGCAAGGAAACUCUUCCAGAGUGGCCUCCAAGCUCACGGGCCAACAAGACCAAAAGGAUUCAAAAUACACGCUUAAAAGGGGUUCCAGGGCUUCCCUGGUGGUGCAGUGGUUGCGAGUCCACCUGCCGAUGCAGGGGACAUGGGUUCGUGCCCCGGUCUGGGAAGAUCCCACGUGCCGCGGAGCGGCUGGGCCCGUGAGCCAUGGCCGCUGAGCCUGUGCGUCCGGAGCCUGUGCUCCGCAAUGGGAGAGGCCACAACAGCGAGAGGCCCGCGUACUGCAAAAAAAAAAGGGGUUCCAGAGAGCCAAACCUGGGAGAAUAUAAGCAUCAAUAUAAACAAGAGUCAUGAAUUAUAUAACAGAUUGAAUAAAAUAACCCAUAAGGCCAUUACUGAUGUAAAUGAAAGAAUAAACGGGGACGAAGAGGAAGCCUGCCAUACAGUGGAAUGCCAACUAUGAAACACAAGGACUGGCAGGUGAGAAAAUCACCGGUAGUUACUAAAACUAGUGGGUCAAAGUUUGAUGAGAAACAAGACAUUUAAAUAAUCCCAAAGUAUCCCUCCACGAAUUGUUAAAGGGAAAAUCUUUACACGUGACCAAGGUGAACUCCACCAAUAAGGGGACGACACUGAGGAGGACACAUCACCUCAGUGGAAUUCCUGCCCAAAUAUACAAUCUGAGGCUGCUCAUGGAUAAUCCCCAAGUGAGAACAUUCUACAAGAGAGCUGCACUGACUCUUCAAAAAUGUCAAGAUUAAGGAAGCACCAAGAAAGGCAGAGGCACUAACGAGCCAUGAAAACUAAAUGCAUGAACCGAGACAAAGUGAAGGACAUUACUGGGACAACUGAUGGAAUCAGAUACGGAUUAGAUGAGAGUAUUAUAUCAACGUUGAGCCUCCUGAUUUUCAUAACUGGUUAUAUAAGAGAAUGUUCUUAUUCUUAACAAAUACGUGCUCAGGUAUUUAUGGAGAAAGUCUCCAUAUAAAUCUCCAACUUAUUUUCCGACUGUUCCCCAACAACCUGAUUGAGAGAAUAAAACAAAUGAGGCAAAGUAUACAUAACUGUGAAUCUGGAUAAAGUGCGUGUGGGAGUUCCUUAUUCUUUACACUACUUUCACAACUUCUAAGCUUGAAAUUACCAGAAAAUAAAACGUUACCAAGAAAUAUCCUUUGCAGAGACUGGCACACAGGGUUCUAUGUGUUUUAGACUGGAGAAGCCUAGAACAGUCCCUCCAAUCUCCAUAACUGUCCACCUGUGCUGAAGGUCCAGGGGACAGAGCCCAGAGAGACUCACCCAGGAACGUCAGUCGAUCACUGAGCAUCAUGGCUGGCCCCAGGUUGUCAAUGAGAUCCAAAUCAGAAAAGCAGCCUCGCUCACAGUAAUCCCUGAGGAACCUACAAGGCCCGGCCCAGAGGUCAGAGCAGCAGUCCCAGGCCCACCUCCUCAGCCUCCCAACUGCCCAGGCAGUACCCAGGAAGCACACACAGACUGAGCCCACCUGUCUGAGACGAGCGUGGCGAAGGCGGCAUCUUUGGCUCGAAUGCUCCAAGAGAGGGCGGAGCCCAGGCGAUUGUUGCGGACAGCUUUCAUGGCCAAGAUCUUACAAAUGCUGCGAACUUUGCAGGGAAAACAGUAAAGAUGAAACUUUCACCCUACAAAUCACUCCAUUCCUGAACCUGCUGGGAUAGGAGCAGCUUCCCAGCUCCUCUGAGCUUUACACGGCUUCUCUGUGGGCUGCAAAUACAGUCUGGCCUGCAGAACUAGGAACUUCGAGGUUUAUAAAUUGUCUCCUGGCAGGACUGGCUUUGUGAGUGGGUUUCAUUUCAGGGGUGGUAAAAAUCUUUGUAUUGCUCCCCACAGGUCAGCGCCUCCAUUAUCUGUCCGCAUGCUGAAAAUGCUACCAUCCUUUGGGUCUUGAAUGCUAUAUGCUUUCAGAGACGGUCAUAAACAUGCAAUGCCUCUGGGAAGAACAACAACUUAGGUUUUUAUCAUUUGACGCUGAGGGGGAGGAGAAGGGGCCACCAUCAGCAUCGUUCCCUCCCUGUGCUCUCCCUGAGCCACCUCCGGUCCUGCUUCCCCACCCAGCCAGCCUUAGCCAGCAACAGCAACCCACCUGGGACAAGUCACCUCGCACCUGCCCCAGCCUGACCUCUGGCGAAUGCAUGAAAGAGUGGAUCAGGACCUUUAUAACCAGGCAAUGGGCUCGACUGCUUCUAGGUGCCAACGGAUCCCUAGCUCUUUGUCCCUCCGCAAUGACUUUCCUGUGUUUUGGUUUACCUCCUGGCACCCAGUGCCCAGACGCUCUCCAGGCUGGCUCACACGGCAUGAGCAUAGAGGGUACGCUGGGAGGACAGCCAACUCACCUUGCUCAGUCAUCUGCCGCUGCUCGCAAACCCGCAGCACCUUGAGGGCUUUCUGCUCUGUGCUCAGAGGGAUCCGCUCAAUAUGCAGCUCCAAGGAAACUCGGCCCAGCUCAGGGCAGUAGUCAAAGUAAUCCACCCCCAGCUGCCACAGGCUGCACAGGUCCAAGGAGGACAGACGUGAGGGCCUGGGGCUUGGGAGUUAGCACCCAAGGCGGCUCCUCCCCCGGACCUUGUAGCCUUCAGGGAACCAGACGGGAGAGAACACAGUCCAAGCUCCACUGGCAGCAGCCGCCUGCUGAAGAGCACCCCGCUGCCACCCCACCCCCUUGGGGCCGUCCUACCUGUGAUGAGCAAAGAGUCCUGAGGCGUAUUCCAGCAAGAGGAACUCUCUCAUGUUGGAUCCAAAGCUGGAAUAAAGCAUAACAUGGGACCAGGACUCUGGGCCUGCUCUAUUCAGGGCCCCCUUCGGCAGCCCAGCCUCCCUUCUAGGCACUCGGUUCAACCCACCCUCAAGAGCCUGGAUGGCGGCAAGAAGAGGGUUGGCAUGGCCAUGGCGUACUUACUAGAGGUUGUGCGACUGGAGGAGUUUGCAGUGAUCCAGCAGGUCUGUCAGAUGGGCCACAAACCACCAGUUGCUCAGGGCGAUGCUACAGGUUCAGACACAAGGCCAGAUUCAAAGUCAGGAUGAGAGGGCAUGGCCCACACGAGUGGAGCAUAAGCAGGAACCCCACAUGUCUUUUGCUUAAAAAGGAUGGCAGGGACAGAGGCAAGCUGGAAUCUGUCUGGAAGCACAGACUGAGAAGUUUCUGCCCACUAGGUGGGGACUAGUAACAGACACUGAGAAGGACAUUCAACCCCCAAAGCAGCAGCCGAUGAUACAUUUCAAUGGAGAACGUCACACAGAAAAUGAAAAAACAUCCAGGAACCCAAUUAGAUAUAGGAAUUGCGGACACAGAAUAACAUAUAAGAAAAGGACUGAAAGGGACUUCCCUGGCGGUCCAGUGGUUAAGACUCCGCACUUCCAAAGCAGGGGGCACGGGUUCAAUCCCUGGUCGGGGAACUAUGAUCCGCAUGCCAUGCCACGCGGCCGGUGGUGGGGGAAAGAAUAAAAAAAUAGAAAAGGACUGAAAGAUUGGUGGGUUUUGAUUCUUAAUGAAACAUGGAAUUCAAAAGAACAUUUUCUUUUGUACUGGAAUUUGCUGUUAAUUUUUCUGUUUCAUAGUUUUGAUUAGUGCACUUUAUGAACACAACUAUAUAUAUUAGGAUGUCACUUAAAAAACCAUCUUGUGUUAUCUAUUAACUUUGUUAUCUAUUACUACUUUGUAUAAAGAAAUUAUUUUUUGUUCGGUUACAUGAUUUGUAAUUUGAUUUUAUUGGAUAUAUAAUCUGACACAUAAUGGAAAGUCAGAAGUCCUUCCCCAAACCACAUUUUAAUCGAAACCUAGAAUCAUCUGUAGCCCUUGUUAGAAAUGACAUUUCCUAAGGCCCUCUGAAGGUCUGAUUAAAUUUUUU